Cantharellus anzutake is the source of this 1135-nucleotide messenger RNA. RefSeq lists its product as uncharacterized. Lineage: Eukaryota; Fungi; Basidiomycota; Agaricomycetes; Cantharellales; Hydnaceae. The coding region runs from base 68 to 796 and encodes 242 amino acids. The transcript has 3 exons. The record is from RefSeq and is a predicted model, not a curated record.
UGCUCACAUCGGUUUUUAGGGAUGCAUCGAGCCCCCAAAUUCCCAAUCUUGGGUUCCAUGUGACAGGAUGCGGAUCGAAUGCAUUGCUUGCCCGAUGACAAUAUCCAGUGAGGUGAAGAGAUCGGCUAGGGCCCGGGAGUGUUUGCGUGAGGUUAAAAGGCUGGAAGAACCUGGGCGUGCAUGGAUCGCACAACUUCCAAAGACUCGCAAGUUCCUUCUAGACCUGCAAUCAAUCCUUGAAGACUCAAUGGGUCAAAGCGUAGCUGAAGGAGGCCCCACCCAGCCCACUGCUGCCUUGCCGGUGGCGGCUCUGCUUCAAGCACCUCAUAUGCUAGAGAGCCAAGCUCCCACCGACUUGCCCAAUGGUGAACUGCCUACUACAGCCGUUUCGGCGAACUAUAUCGACGCCGCAUCAGCUGUUAAUGGGCCCCCCCACGCAUUUCCUGUGGAGAUAGAAGUGCUACCUGGCCUCCAAACACAAACCCUACCCGAUGGGCCCGCUUCCAUUGAUCCUACCCCGCUUAAUAUGACGCCGCUCUUCUCCCAAUUCAACCCUAACCCCGAAAUGACUUUCCAUUUCGAGAAUUCAAACCUUGUGUUGGACAGUAACGUGAUCCAGGAGGAUCUUGCUGGGCCUUCCAGAUCUCGCAUAGUCGAUCCAGAGGCAAUCGUUGCUGCAUUUGAAACUCCUGAUCGUCAACAAGAUAGGUGGUUGGAGACGAACUCAAAUGAGGAUGUUGUCUACUGGCUUCGAGGCCUGGCCCAGAGGUUAGGGUAUCUCCUUGUCCCUCUCUGAGUCGAUGUGGGCAGCGGCAGUUCUUCUGGACUGAGAAAUGUACUGUACGUGCAAGUUGAUUCCUCGCCACUUUGAAUGUUCGGAAAUUGCUUUUAUGACUCAGUUUGCUCCGUAGUGUGUGAUUGGUCUGCAUAUUACCAGUGGUCUUCCGACUCGUGUUUUCUGUGUUGUUUUGCCUUCCCCAUGCUAUGUGUAGAGUCGGUGAUCUCUUCUUCUCGCUAGAUGUGUGGCGAUGUUUGUUUCUACACCUCGUUGUUGCCUGAUGCCAGAAAGAUUCAUUGCUUUUCUUCUGGUUCGGUUCAGAGUCGGAGUGAAUGGUGGGGGGUGAUUAAAUUGUUA